AUUUCAGCACACAUGCGGUGUAACUUCGUGUGUGUCAAACUCAGUUUAUGGCAGACCGUGAAUUUUUGGAGCAUGACGGUCACAUAAUUUUUUGGUGAAUGGCGGUCACUGGAUUUUUUUGACACCCUGGCCAAUUGAGCAGCAGAUUUAUCCUGAGGGUGGCUCUGGAGAGGGUCCGGGACAAGUCGUCCACGCCCGUCCGCCGUCGUCACGUGCUCAGACUCACGAGCCGCGUUGAGUACUGAAUGGAGGAGUGGCUGCCCAGCAUUUUUUAGUACCAAAGACCCGCCGCCCAGCCACCGUGGUUGAAGCAGCAGCAGCAGCAGCAGUGGUGCGGGUCCGGCAGGCACCAUGCUGCCGUACUGUCCUCUGAACACGAGCCAGCCGUGGGACAAGUGGCACGACCAUGGCGUCUCGGACUGUCUGCUGGAGACCGUCUGCACGGCGGCGCCGGCGGGGCUGCUGCUGCUGCUCGGCAUUGGGGAGCUGAUCUUUUACCGGCGCCACGGCACCGCUCUGGAGCACUACAGCCGUCCCCAGUCGGCCCUGUUCCGACUGCAGGUGGCCACGACUGUCGUGCUGGCGCUGCUGGCCCCAGCGCGCCUGCUGGCCCAGUGGCUGCUGCUGCCGGCCGGCCAGCCGCUGGCCGGGUUUCAGGUACUGGUCUGCGUGCUGACGGCGCUCAGCUGGUUCGGCUCGCUGCGGCUCAUCUGGCUGGAGCGGAACAACCUGCUGCCGGCGGUACCGGUGCGCGGCCACGGUAUACCGCUGCUGCUGUACUGGGCGGCCGCGCUGCUCGGUCAGGCGGUGGAGCUCAUCAACUUCCGCAGCCCCCACUGGUGGUUCCGGCUGGACAGUAACAUCGACUGGGUAGAGGUGUCGCUGUACGGGGUCCGCCUGGCUGGCGGCGUGCUUGUUUUCCUGAUCGGUCUCCGCGCGCCCGGCAUCGCGUCCGUGGCCGACUACAUACCCUGUCAGCGGCCCGCCGCCGGCACCGACGGCGUCAAUAACCCGCGCAGUACCGGCGCAGAGGGGACGAUUGGAGCUCAGGAGGGCAGCACGUGGCGCGGCCUGGCGCGGAAGCUGCGCCGGCUGCUGCCGUUCAUCUGGCCGCGCUCGGACCCGCUGCUGCAGGCCACUGUACUCUUCUGCCUGGCGCUGCUGGUCGGAACGCGUAUCACAAACGUCUACGUGCCGCUCUACUACAAAUAUAUCGUGGAUGAUCUGACCACCACGGACGGCAUACACCUGACACCGCAGUUCCCGUGGAAGGAUAUUCUCACAUACGUCGGCCUCAAGUUCCUGCAAGGAGGUGGCGUCGGGAGUAUGGGCUUGCUGAACAACCUGCGGAAUUUGCUCUGGAUCAAGGUGCAACAGUACACGGAGCGUGAGGUCCAGGUGGACCUGUUUGCCCAUCUUCACCGCCUCAGUCUGCGCUGGCACCUGGCGAGGAAGACGGGGGAGGUCCUGCGCAUCAUGGAUCGCGGCACCUCCUCCAUCAACAUGCUGCUCAGCUACCUCGUCUUUCAGAUCCUCCCCACCGUCGCGGAUAUCGUCAUUGCCAUCUCCUUCUUCGCCGGGGCGUUCAACUUUUGGUUCGGCCUCAUCGUGUUCGUCACGAUGCUUCUCUAUAUGGUGGCCACGGCUGUGAUUACCGAAUGGCGUACCAAGUACCGGCGUCAAAGCAACCUCCUCGACAACGCCCAGCGCACCAAGGGCGUCGACGCGCUGCUCAAUUACGAAACGGUCAAGUACUACGACGCCGAGGAGUACGAGAUCAACCGGUACCGUACCUCGAUCCUGGACCGGCAGCGGAUCGACUGGCUCUCCCAGGCCUCUCUGAACGUGCUGAAUGUGGUACAGAACGUGGUGAUUAACGGAGGACUGCUGGCCGGCUCGCUGUACUGCGCCUACCUGGUGUCGUCUGACGGAAGUCUGACUGUGGGGGACUAUGUGCUGUUCUCGACAUACAUCCUGCAGCUGUACACGCCGCUCAACUGGUUCGGAACCUACUACAGGAUGAUCCAGCAGAACUUUGUCGACAUGGAGAACAUGCUGGACCUGCUGCGGGAGGAGGAGGAGGUCAUUGACCUGCCCGGCGUGUCCGACCUCGUCGUCAAGGAGGGAAGGCUGGAGUUCCGCAACGUCUCCUUCCACUACGUCGUAGAGAAGCCGAUCCUGCGGGGCGUCUCGUUCAGCGUGGAGCCGGGCCAGACGGUGGCGCUGGUGGGACCGUCUGGCGGCGGCAAGUCCACCCUCAUCCGUCUGCUGUUCCGCUUCUUUGACGUCACCGACGGCAGGAUCAUGCUCGACAACCAGGACAUCAAGUGGGUGAAGCAGCGCUCGGUGCGGCGCGCCAUCGGAGUCGUGCCCCAGGAUACCGUGCUCUUCAACGAGACCAUCAGGUACAACAUUCGCUACGCACGUCUCUCGGCCUCGGACGAAGAGGUGGAGUCCGCGGCGCGCGCUGCGGACAUGCACGACAAGAUCAUGACGUUCCCGGAUAAAUACGAAACCCAGGUCGGCGAGCGAGGCCUAAAGCUAUCUGGCGGGGAGAAGCAGCGUGUGGCGAUCGCGCGCACGCUGCUCAAGGCGCCCCGCUUCAUCCUGCUCGAUGAGGCUACCAGCGCGCUCGACACCCAGACGGAGCGUAAUAUUCAGGAGUCGCUGUCGCACGUGGCGACCGGCCGCACCACGCUGGUCGUGGCGCACCGUCUCUCCACUAUCGUGCACGCCGAUCAGAUUCUGGUGCUGAAGGACGGUCGAAUCGUGGAGCGGGGCCGGCAUGAAGAACUGCUCGAGCGGGGCGCCGUGUACGCGGCCAUGUGGCGCCAGCAGUCCGAAACGACCGAGAGACGCGGCCGGCGUUCACCGGAGCGGAAGCCGCGAGAGGGCGCCGCCGCCGCUACCGGAGCCACAGGCACCAACAGCGGCACGGAACAAUGAGCCGGGCGGCACUAGGGAGUUGAUGAACGGAGGCAGGGGACGGCGACUGCUCCCGACUAGAUAUUCAACUGCUGUGACAUGUUUGUGUAGCGUCCAAACGGCGGACGGCGGUAGCGCGGGCUGCCGCAGUCCGUUUAGAGGAGCACGGAGUGUGAGUAGGUAGAUAGUGCAAUAGUGUAGUGAGCAUGACGACUGUAGCUGAGACCGGCGGGUGGCCGAUACCGGCCGGACCUGGACCUCUCAGUCUUUCCCCGGUGACCUGUUUUAUUUUGCGGACGCGCGGAUGAUUAAGUUAUCAGCUUUAACUGAGCUCAUGUCACUGUCUAGGCGGACUCGCCGCUGCGAGACGCUAUCAGGGGUGAUGUGCCUGAGCGGUCACCAAAUCAGCACAUGGUGCAUGUUCUCCAGGGUAAUCGGGGCACAACAGAUGGUUUGACAUGGUGAUGUAUGUUCGCCUCAGUCAAUUCCGUAUUAGUGACAAUAUUCGGUAUCUACUUAUAUCUAACAUACCACGUGCUUUUAGCUGCCGGUGCGGCGGCGUUUAUCAUUCGUUUAUCAUUUCUGGGCGAAGUACGACUCAGCCUACGGUGAGCGAUGUGCUACCGGAUGUGUCAAUGUAAGUCAGUAUCAGUGGAAUGUUUGAGGGUUAGUGUUUUAGUUGAUAUUAUAUGAACAUUUAUGUAUAAUUCGUGCCCCCGUGAAUAUAAUGUCCACUGUCAUUGCC
This is a messenger RNA of Amphibalanus amphitrite, 3670 nucleotides long. It is a transcript of the gene Hmt-1, whose product is annotated as ATP-binding cassette sub-family B member 6-like. Gene Ontology annotation, molecular function: ATP hydrolysis activity; heme binding; ABC-type heme transporter activity. Bases 352 to 2946 code for a protein of 864 amino acids. Gene Ontology annotation, biological process: heme transport; transmembrane transport. Gene Ontology annotation, cellular component: membrane. The transcript has 13 exons. Lineage: Eukaryota; Metazoa; Arthropoda; Thecostraca; Balanomorpha; Balanidae. The record is from RefSeq and is a predicted model, not a curated record.